UCCUGCAUCAUCAGGCAUCCGAGAGGCACCCUAGGGUGACUCCUCUCAGAGCCUGUUAGUAGGUGGUCAUCACAGAGACAAAGCCAUGAAAGUGAAUGGGUCAGGAGUGACCAGCCCAGGCAAGGUCCCCCUGGCCAAGAUGUCAGGCCUGGUGUUGGGGCAGCGGGAUGAGCCUGCAGGGCACCGGCUCAGCCAGGAGGAGAUCCUGGGAAGCACCCGGCUGGUGAGCCAAGGGCUGGAGGCCCUACACAGUGAACAUCAGGCUGUCCUGCAAAGUCUGUCCCACACCAUUGAGUGUCUGCAGCAGGGAGGCCAUGAAGAAGGACUGGUACACGAGAAGGCCCGGCAGCUGCGACGUUCCAUGGAAAACAUCGAGCUGGGGCUGAGUGAGGCCCAGGUGAUGCUGGCUUUGGCCAGCCACCUGAGCACAGUGGAGUCGGAGAAACAGAAGCUGCGGGCUCAGGUACGGAGGCUGUGUCAGGAGAACCAGUGGCUCCGGGACGAGCUGGCGGGCACCCAGCAGCGGCUCCAGCGCAGCGAACAGGCUGUGGCCCAGCUGGAGGAGGAGAAGAAGCACCUGGAGUUCCUCGGCCAGCUGCGGCAGUACGACGAGGAUGGGCAUGGUGUGGAGGAGAAGGAGGGUGAUGCCACCAAGGAUUCCCUGGAUGAUCUCUUCCCCAAUGAGGAGGAAGAAGAUUCCAGCAAUGGCUUGUCCCGUGGCCAGGGCACCCAGCACAGCGGGUACGAGAUCCCAGCGAGGCUGCGGACACUGCACAACUUGGUGAUCCAGUAUGCUGCCCAGGGUCGCUAUGAGGUGGCUGUUCCGCUCUGCAAGCAGGCACUGGAGGACUUGGAGCGCACUUCUGGCCACGGCCACCCUGAUGUCGCGACCAUGCUCAACAUCCUUGCUUUGGUGUAUCGGGACCAGAAUAAGUAUAAAGAAGCUGCCCACCUGCUGAAUGAUGCCCUCAGCAUCCGGGAGAGCACCCUGGGCCGGGACCACCCUGCUGUGGCUGCCACACUCAACAACCUGGCUGUGCUCUAUGGCAAAAGGGGCAAAUACAAGGAGGCCGAGCCGCUGUGCCAGCGAGCACUGGAGAUUCGAGAAAAGGUCCUGGGCACUGACCACCCAGAUGUGGCAAAGCAGCUGAACAACCUGGCCCUGUUGUGCCAAAACCAGGGCAAGUAUGAGGCCGUGGAACGCUAUUACAGGCGGGCCCUGGCCAUCUAUGAGGGGCAGCUGGGGCCAGACAACCCUAAUGUAGCCCGGACCAAGAACAACCUGGCUUCCUGUUACCUGAAACAGGGCAAAUAUGCUGAGGCUGAGACGCUCUACAAGGAGAUCCUGACGCGUGCGCAUGUGCAGGAGUUUGGGUCUGUGGAUGAUGACCACAAGCCCAUCUGGAUGCACGCAGAGGAGCGGGAGGAAAUGAGCAAAAGCCGGCACCGAGAGGGCGGCACGCCCUACACUGAGUAUGGAGGCUGGUACAAGGCCUGCAAAGUGAGCAGCCCCACAGUGAACACCACUCUGAGAAACCUAGGAGCUCUGUACAGGCGCCAAGGAAAGCUGGAGGCAGCCGAGACCCUGGAAGAAUGUGCCCUACGCUCCCAGAAACAGGGCACGGACCCUAUCAGUCAAACCAAGGUGGCCGAGCUGCUUGGGGAAGGUGACAGUGGAAGGACCUCUCAGGAGGGCCCUGGGGGCAGCGUGAAGUACGAGGGAGGUGAAGAUGCUUCUGUGGCCGUGGAAUGGUCAGGGGAUGGCAGUGGGACCCUGCAGAGGAGCGGUUCUCUGGGCAAGAUCCGGGAUGUGCUUCGUAGAAGCAGCGAACUCCUGGUGAGGAAGCUCCAGGGGACUGAGCCUCGGCCCUCCAGCAGCAACAUGAAGCGGGCAGCCUCCUUAAACUAUCUGAAUCAACCCAGUGCAGCACCCCUCCAGGUCUCCCGGGGCCUCAGUGCCAGCACUACGGACCUCUCUUCAAGCAGCUGACAUUCAACCCACCCCCCAGGUCUGCUGGGUCCCCCCCACAGCCCUCUCAGCAUUCCCUAUUGCUCCUGGCUCUUCCAACCCCAAGGUGGGACAGGGAAGGGAGAGCAGUUAACCAGAAGAUUGCUGCUGCCCUUAGGGUCUUGGCUCCCUCCUCAGGAAUCCCCCUCAGGAAGGACCCUCAGGACAUCCUCUCCCCAUAGUCCUCUAGAGUAGCUAGCUCUGAGGCCCCCAAGAUGCUUAAAGAGCAGACGCGCGUCUCGGAGAUGGAGCCUGCUGCUGGCGUUUUGGUCAGAGGUUUUGGGGCUGGCCAGCCAAGCUGCCUCGCUCUGGCCUCUCUUGUUCCCUCCGCUGCCUCACUUCAGGUCCGUGUAUUUCACUUUUCUUAAAUAAAGAAUCAGGUAAC
Messenger RNA from Neomonachus schauinslandi (Hawaiian monk seal), 2393 nucleotides. It is a transcript of the gene KLC4, whose product is annotated as kinesin light chain 4. Gene Ontology annotation, molecular function: kinesin binding. Lineage: Eukaryota; Metazoa; Chordata; Mammalia; Carnivora; Phocidae. The transcript has 16 exons. Gene Ontology annotation, biological process: axo-dendritic transport. Gene Ontology annotation, cellular component: cytoplasm; membrane-bounded organelle; kinesin complex. The record is from RefSeq and is a predicted model, not a curated record. Bases 86 to 1990 code for a protein of 634 amino acids.